Messenger RNA from Labrus mixtus (cuckoo wrasse), 3181 nucleotides. RefSeq names its product kelch-like family member 43 (gene klhl43). Gene Ontology annotation, cellular component: nucleus; cytoplasm. The transcript has 6 exons. Gene Ontology annotation, molecular function: protein binding. Bases 142 to 2226 code for a protein of 694 amino acids. The record is from RefSeq and is a predicted model, not a curated record. Lineage: Eukaryota; Metazoa; Chordata; Actinopteri; Labriformes; Labridae.
CAGCAACAUCCAAACUGUCUCUUAAAGAAGUCAGCGCUGAAGUGUCAAGAAAGAACUCCGUCAACUAAACCAGCUUUAGAAAACUGACUGAGGUAUAUCAAAUCUAAAAUUUAAAAAAACAACAACCUCAACACUCAAAAGAUGGCACCCAAGAAGAAGGCCCCCCGUCAAAAGAAGGCUGCCGUGGAGACCAACCCUGAGGUCACCAUGGAUACCUCCCCCAUCCAGCUGAAGGUGGAGAGCCGCGGUGACGGCGUGGUGGUGGUGGAGACCGGGGUGCAGAAGAUCGAGCAGAUGGCGGCGCUGGACAUCGCUAAGCUGAACAGCCUCAACCUGCCGCUGCCUCUGCCGCCGCCUGUCCUCAAGCCCGGAGAGAGAGGCCUCGGCCUGGGCAGCGAGCUGACGCGACCCCUGCACGGAAACGCUCUGCUGGAGGAGCUCAGCAAGAUGAGACAGGAGAAGUUCCUGACUGACCUGGAGUUGGCCUGUAAGACGAAAGCCUUCGACGUCCACAAGCUGGUCAUCUCCUCCGUCAGUCAGUACUUCAGGGAGAUUCUGGCCAAAGACCCCGGCAUGAAACGUCUGGAGCUCCCCUCCCUCUCACCUCUGGGUCUGGCCAACGUCAUCACCUUCGCCUACCUGGGUCGAGUCCACAUGUCCCUCUACACCAUCGGCUGCACCGCCUCCGCCGCCGCCACCCUGCAGAUCCCUCAGCUGCUCAAGAUGUGCAUGGACUUCCUGCUGGCUGAGCUCAACGUGCAGACCUGCGUCUACAUCUGGAACAUUGCCUCCGCCUACGGCCUGCAGCAGGUGUGCGAAGCCGCCCGCCGCUUCGUCUUGGAGAACUUUGUGCAGUUCGCCGACACGCCCCUCUUCACCCAGCUGACCCUGGAGCAGAUCUCCGCCUUCCUGCAGGAGGACUCGCUGCUGCUGCCGUCAGAGGUCACCGCCUUCCAGCUCGCCAUGAAGUGGCUCGACUUCGAUGACUCUCGCCAGGCUCACGCCGCAGAGCUCCUGUCUCACGUCCGCUUCGAGACGAUCCCGGCCAGCGAGCUGGUGAGUCAGAUCCAGCCGGUGCCCCGCAUGAUGACGGACCCGCACUGUCACCGCCUGAUGGUGGACGCCAUGAACUACCACCUGCUGCCCUACCAGCAGAACACCCUGCAGUCCAGACGCACUCAGGUCCGAGCCGGCCAGCAGACUCUGCUCACCGUCGGGGGGCGACCGUCACUCACCGAGCGAGCUCUCAGCAGGGAGGUGCUGUGGAGGGACCCUCGUGAGGGUGCAGCCGCCUGGCGUCACCUCACCCAGCUGCCGGCGAAAAGCUUCAACCAGUGCGUGGCGGUGAUGGACGGAUUCCUGUACGUGGCCGGAGGAGAGGACCAGAACGACGCCCGCAACCAGGCCAAGCACGCCGUCAGCACCCUCAGCAGAUACGACCCUCGCUUCAACACCUGGCUCCACCUGGCCAGCAUGCGCCAACGCCGCACCCACUUCUCUCUGGCGGCCAGUGGCGGCCGUCUGUUCGCUAUCGGAGGCCGCAACGUGGAAGGUCUGCUAGCCACCACCGAGAGCUACCUGCCCUCCUCCAACACCUGGCAGAUGCGCUCUCCCAUGGAGGUGCCCCGCUGCUGCCACUCCAGCGCCACCCUGCCCUCCGGAGACAUCCUGGUGACCGGCGGCUACAUCAACUGCGCCUACUCGCGCUCCGUGGCACGCUACAGGGUGGAGACCGACACGUGGAUUGAGUGCGCCUCUCUGGAGACGCCCCGCGGCUGGCACUGCUCCGCCACCCUCGGAGGGAAGGUGUACGUGGUGGGAGGAAGCCAGCUGGGGCCUGGCGGCGAGAGGGUGGAUGUGGUCUCCGUGGAGGUCUUCUCGCCGGAGAGCGGCACGUGGAGCCGAGCCGCCCCUCUGCGCCUCGGCGUGAGCACCGCCGGUUUGUCCCCGCUGAACGACAAGCUGUACCUGCUGGGAGGCUGGAACGAGGCGGAGAAGCGCUACAAGGCGGCCGUGCAGAAGUACGACCCUGCCACCGACAGCUGGGCCAUGGCUGAGGAUCUGCCCGAGCCCACGGUGGGAGUGUCCUGCUGCACCCUGACCCUACCGCCCCGCCACGCGCCGCGCCGCCAGCAGCACCGCAACACCCCCGCCCACGAGGAACAGCAGUCGAAGAACCGCAGCAGAGAGAGCAGCAUGGCGCCUUCACAGAGCAUCACAGCGUAGAGAGACAGAAACCUCUGGAGAGUUGAACCUCUGGAGAACAUCUGGGUCAUGUCCGCUCCUUUCGAUGUUUUUAUCUGAGUUCAUUCAUCUUUUUCAAACUGAAAUGUUUAAUUAUUCAAGCUGUAAGAAAAGAAUUCAUCCUAAAAAAAACAAACAAAUGAACAGAAUUAAGAUUCUUUGCUUUUUUACAUCAGAGUUGAAAUAUAAUUAAGAUUGAAGACAGUGAAUUUCAUUGGACGAAGCUGUCCCAUAUUUCAAAGAUUUACAGAUUUCACAUGAAACUUGAAUGGAUCUGGAAAGUGAUUAUGUGGUUUCUAAAAUGUCUGCUCAACCUAAGUUUAAUACGAUGACUGAAACAGCUAAAUUAAAAAUGAUUAAAGAGUAUGUUGGGCAGAGAACAGUUUCAAAAAAGAGAGUUAAUGUGGUCCAAAGUGGUCUCAGGAGGUUUUAAAUCGAUGGAACAACAAAGGUGGAAAAGGUGUGAACGGCUUGACUUGUAGCGUGGAGCAGGUGGAGGUAGAGAGGCGAUGGAUGGAGGAGGACGGAGGAUCUGUGCUGGAGCGGGUUUGGGUUGAACAAAAACAAAAUCACUGUGAAUCCACUGGCAGUUUGUGUACAAAGAUGUAUCUAUGCAGAGAGAGAGUGUGUGUGUGUGUGAGUGUGAGUGUGAGUGUGUGUGUGUGUGUGCGUGAUGGUGAGUGUGUGUGUGUGUGUGUGUGUGUGUGUGUGAGUGUGAGUGUGUGUGCGUGAUGGUGAGUGUGUGUGUGUGUGUGUGUGUAAGCCAGGAGUAAAUGAAAACGAGUCAGUUAUCAAACAUUAUCAACAGCUAAUAUUUCCAAAGGAUAGAAGCAGACUAGAAGCGAUAAACAAGACGUGUUUAUUGUUUUAAUUUAUUUAACCGAUGUCGAGUAGCGUCGCUCAAUUAAAAAAAAAAAAAAAAAAAAGUUUAAAAAAA